UCUAGAAGGUUCUCAAGCUUUUUGGAAGCACCCUGCUCGUACAUACCGGCCGGUUCGCUUCUCAUAUAUAUACUGUAGCGUACCAACGGCCGACAUAUUUGAUUCCGAAACGUCGAAGGGAACGCAUCGCUCAGCGUAUCUCCAAUUUGAAUCGAGCAUUCUUGAGCAAACAAUCAUUGUGAUACCUGUGAAGAAAGAAAGUGAACAGCAUUUGGUCAAGAUGUCUCUUCUGCCAUUGGUAUUCUCAAGCUGGUGGGAAGACCUGGAAAGGCCUCACCGAUUGUUCGAUCAGCAUUUUGGGUUAACACUGAGACCAGAUGAUCUUCCAGAGGUAGCUCCGGGCGGUCCCAGUAUCUUGGUACUAAAACCUCAGCGCAAGUGCUGCAGCCGGUUCCAUCCCUAUGACAGAACCGGCUAUCAUAAGGGUGCAGGAUCAUCCGUUGUUCAGGCAGACAAGGACAAAUUUCAAGUCACACUGGAUGUUCAGCAAUUUGCUCCAGAAGAGGUCAGCGUUAAAGUUGUUGGAAAGAACAUCGUCGUUGAAGGCAAACACGAGGAAAAGGAAGAUGAACAUGGUUGGAUCUCCAGACAGUUCGUACGAAAGUAUAUGGUACCUGAGCAAUGUGACAUCGACGAGGUCAAGUCUAUGCUUUCUUCCGACGGAGUUCUCAGCAUCACUGCACCUAGAAAACCACAAACUCCACAGGAAAAGAAUGAGAGAGUCAUCAGGAUACAGAAUACUGGACAACCAGCUUUGAAGGAUGAUACUACUCCAAAGAAUAUCGAGUCACAGAAGGAGCAGGGCUCCCAGACACAGAAGAGUCCUAUACAGCAGCGUGCUCAGGAGAAGACCGUUAAGGCUGCUUAAAAGUACAUUUUGUGAUACAUACUUUUUUAUUAUCGUGUUUUUACAUCAUUUAAUACAUGUGAUAGAGAGCUAGAGUACACCGAUGCAUCUUACUUCAUUCAGUAUUAAGUUAUUUCAUUAACAAUUUUGUCCCAAGUUCCUAAAUAUUACAUUUUCAAGCAUUGUUCACUGAAUGAGAUUUGAAAUGAAUAAGAAUAAAGAUCCUAUAAAAUAUUUUGUAA
Molecule: messenger RNA, 1089 nt
Organism: Orussus abietinus
Lineage: Eukaryota; Metazoa; Arthropoda; Insecta; Hymenoptera; Orussidae
Product: protein lethal(2)essential for life
Exons: 2
Coding region: 221-868 (215 amino acids)
Biological process (GO): response to heat; protein refolding
Molecular function (GO): protein folding chaperone
Source: RefSeq, a predicted model, not a curated record